This is a messenger RNA of Pieris rapae (cabbage white), 2697 nucleotides long. RefSeq names its product asparagine--tRNA ligase, cytoplasmic (gene AsnRS). Gene Ontology annotation, cellular component: cytoplasm. Gene Ontology annotation, biological process: asparaginyl-tRNA aminoacylation. NCBI's taxonomy places the organism in Eukaryota, Metazoa, Arthropoda, Insecta, Lepidoptera, Pieridae. The transcript is spliced from 10 exons. The record is from RefSeq and is a predicted model, not a curated record. Gene Ontology annotation, molecular function: nucleic acid binding; ATP binding; asparagine-tRNA ligase activity. The coding region runs from base 137 to 1801 and encodes 554 amino acids.
UGUCAAUCACAAUUCACAAAUUGAACUUAAGUUUGAAACACCAGACUAAAAUAAUACCGUCUGGUUCGAUAUUUUUAUUCAUUAUAAUUAUUAUUGUAAAAUAACUUAGUGUUAAGCAAGUGAGAAGUAAUAAAUAAUGCCUGAAAUCGAAAAACUAUCGCUCGAAGCGAUUUACACAUCGGAAAAGAGUGGGAAUGACGAAAGUGGCGAUGGAACACAAGAGAGUCCAUUUAAAACAAUUCUGCAGGCAAUGCGUCAUGCAGGAAAGGAGCCAUUUCCGACCAUUUACGUGGAUUCAAAAGAAGAGGGUAAAUUGUUCGACGUAGCGGCGAAAUCCCAAUUGAAGAAGAUUCAAAAGAUGUGGGUAAGGGAAAACUAUAAAGCUGCUGACAAGGCGAAGGCUGAAGACGAGUCCAAUGACAAACGGCAGCAGAACUUAGAAGAUGCUAAGAAAGUUGUUAUUAAGCAGGAUCCUAGCCUUCCUGUUGCAGAAUCAGUUAAGUUAUUUCAGACAAAGGAUCACAGAGGGAAAAGGAUACAAGUAUCUGGAUGGGUGCACAGGUUAAGGCGUCAGGGAAAAUCACUAGCAUUUAUCACAUUGCGUGAUGGUACAGGCUACCUACAAUGUGUGCUUCAUGGUGAACUUUGUCAGACUUAUGAUGCCCUGGUGUUAUCAACCGAAUCAUCUGUGGUCCUUUAUGGGAACUUGGAAGCGGUUCCAGAAGGAAAAACUGCACCAGGAGGCCAUGAAUUGACGGUAGACUACUGGGAACUAAUUGGUUUGGCCCCACCUGGAGGUGCUGAUGCUAUACUGAAUGAGGAAGCACAUCCAGAUGUCCAACUCGAUAACAGGCACAUAAUGAUUCGUGGCGAGAACACGUCGAAAGUACUACGCGCUCGUGCGGCCGUGACGCGAGCUUUCCGCGAACAUUUUAACGCCCGCAGCUACACAGAGGUGACUCCUCCCACACUCGUUCAGACUCAGUGUGAGGGUGGCAGUACUCUGUUCAAAUUUAGCUAUUUCGGAGAGCAAGCGUACCUUACACAGAGUUCACAGUUGUAUCUCGAGACUUGUCUUGCAACGUUGGGUGAUGUGUAUUGUAUAGCGCAGUCGUACCGCGCCGAACAGUCGCGAACUAGGAGACAUCUCGCUGAGUACAGCCACGUAGAAGCGGAGAUCCCCUUCAUCACGUUUGAGCAAUUGCUGGACAGGAUCGAGGAUCUGGUGGUGGAUGUGGUCGAUCGGGUGCUGGCUUCGCCCGAAGGGCAGUUGGUUUAUGAACUGAACCCAGACUUUAAGAAACCUACACGGCCAUUCAAGCGAAUGGCGUACACGGAGGCUUUGGAAUAUCUAAAAGAAAACAAUAUCACAAAAGACGAUGGAUCCUUCUAUGAGUUCGGCGAUGACAUACCGGAGAUGCCCGAACGUAAAAUGACAGAUGCAAUCGGGGUGCCGAUACUUCUAUGCAAGUUUCCAGCUGAAAUAAAGUCCUUCUAUAUGCCCCGAUGUGAAGAUGACAAACGCUUGACUGAGUCUGUGGAUGUGCUGAUGCCGGGAGUUGGUGAGAUUGUCGGUGGUUCUAUGAGGAUAUGGGACUAUGAACAAUUGAUGGAAGGUUACAAACGGGAAGGCAUCGACCCAACACCAUACUACUGGUACACUGACCAACGUAAAUUCGGAUCGGUACCACACGGUGGGUAUGGGCUGGGGCUAGAACGAUUCCUGUGCUGGCUGUUAGCCCGGCACCACAUCCGCGAUGUCUGUCUUUACCCCCGUUUCCUUGAGCGGUGCACGCCCUAAGUAUAUAACACCAUUAUUUAAGCUUUUUUCGGCCCCCUCAGUGUUAUUGCAAUUUACUCAAUUUAAUAAAAAAGUUAUUUUUUUAUCUAACAUAAGCUCAUGAUUUUUUAAGUUUUAAUUUUAAUAGAUUAAAAGGUAUCUUUGUCAUUGAUUUACAGUUUUAAUUAUUCGAUUCGAGCUCAUUAAAUAUAUUUCUGUGCAGUUUGUGUAAAGCGAAAAAAAAGUAAGUACUGUCCUUGCAAGAUUUGUUUCAUAUUAUAUAAAAAAAAUCAGAACAAAAAACUUUGAAGUUACAGAAAUAAUAAACGCAUUUAAUCUUAUCUUCAAAAUAUAAUCUUCAAUUAGCUAGAGUUUCCAUCUGUCAUAUGGAAAAGAUAUCAGACAGCAUAGUAGUAGAGGCAAAUACUUCAUAAUAUACUAUAUAACUAAUAUAUAUGCUUUGAAGUUGGAUGAUAUUUGUUGGAACUGUAUGCUGUAUUGUGCAUUGAUUUUUGUAUUGAGCAUUUAGGAAUCUUGCAUUUGGCAUUUUUUAAGUUACGAUGUGUUUAAUUAUAAACUUAAAAAGGGUAAAAUUCAGAGGGUCUAGUCUCUAGAAUGUCAUAAUUCAAUAAAUUUUAAUCAUCAUAUUACCCUUGGUUUUCUCCUCAGUGAGAUGUUUCAUACAUUUAUUUAUGUCAGACAUGUCUUAUGUUACAGUUAAAAUGAUAAAAUACUGAUUUAAGUUGUACUUAUGGUAGUUAUUUUUUAUCUGUUACGAAAUUUUACUUUAACGCCAUGCGAUACAAAUUGUUAUACGCAUUACAGAUAAAAUUAUUGAAAUUGUUGAAAAAAAAAAGUUAAAAAACUAAGUGUUUUGUGUUUAUUUAUGUACAGCAGGUGUAAAAUAAAGGCUUUGU